Messenger RNA from Malassezia japonica, 699 nucleotides. It is a transcript of the gene YKT6, whose product is annotated as palmitoyltransferase. Lineage: Eukaryota; Fungi; Basidiomycota; Malasseziomycetes; Malasseziales; Malasseziaceae. Gene Ontology annotation, cellular component: Golgi apparatus. Gene Ontology annotation, molecular function: SNAP receptor activity. Bases 1 to 699 code for a protein of 232 amino acids. Gene Ontology annotation, biological process: endoplasmic reticulum to Golgi vesicle-mediated transport. The transcript is spliced from 4 exons. The record is from RefSeq and is a predicted model, not a curated record.
AUGUACGUGAGGCGCGCUGACCCAGGAAGCUGUGUAUGUCGCGAGUCUAACGCAGACGCCGUGCUCAUCUUUGCGACGCAGGCGGGCCAGCCGGCCGUGCCGUUGCUGAGUGCCUGGGACCUGAACUCCUUCUCGUGGAUCCAGCGCGGUACGGUGCAGGACAUGAUGGCGUUCAUGGCCAAGACGGUCGUCGAGCGCACCUCGCCGACGCAGCGCCAGUCGAUCCAGGAGAACAACUUUACCGCGCAUGUGCACGCGCGCCCUGCGGUCGACGGCAUCAGCGGUGUGUUGGUCUCGGACAGCGAGUACCCCGUGCGCGUGGCGUACUCGCUCCUGAACAAGCUCCUCGAGGAGUUUAUUAUCAAGGUGCCCAAGGCGACGUGGCAGUCGCAGGCCAACUCGAUCGCGCUCAGCGGCAACGUGCCGGCGAAGGGCGAGGGCCUCCUGCGCUCCAGCGACUUUCCCCAGGCCCAGGACUACCUGUCGCGCUACCAGGACCCCCGCCAGGCGGAUACCAUCUUGCGUGUGCAGCAGGAACUCGACGAUACCAAGAUCGUUCUGCACAACACGAUCGACUCGGUGCUCCAGCGUGGCGAGGACCUCGACAAGCUCGUCGAAAAGAGCGGCUCGCUCUCGCAGCAGAGCAAGAUGUUCUACAAGUCCGCGCGCAAGCAAAACUCGUGCUGUGGCGUGAUGUAG